Molecule: messenger RNA, 2259 nt
Organism: Closterium sp. NIES-67
Lineage: Eukaryota; Viridiplantae; Streptophyta; Zygnematophyceae; Desmidiales; Closteriaceae
Source: the annotation of a GenBank genome assembly
AACUUGGAUGGAUUGGUUGGGAAGGGACAAAGGUCAAAGUUGAGGUUCCUAUAGGGAGGGAAUCUUUGUGCUUAUGGGGUUUCCUUGGUUGGGGACUCUCUUGGGACCUUUCCUCUCAUCCCUCUCUUCUAUCCCAACCUUUCUCUUGCUCCUCUAAAUUCCUUGUGAGAUUCUUGAACUUUGAUUGAACCUUUGAGAUUGAGUUAAGUUCUCCUCCUACAGCUUACCCCCUAAUGCGUCGAAAGCCAUAGCGUCGCGAAUACUUCAUCAAUCAACGUGAUUCAAAUUGGGAACGGUAGCUGAGAUCAAGAGCUACAACAUAUCCAAGUUUCGCGACAUUCCAACCGCUAGUGUUUUGUCGACGUCGUUUCUUGUGAAGACGACUUUUCUGUCCAGAAUUUCGGAUUUAUAUUUUGAGUAAUUCUAGCUCCUAAGUUCACCUAGACUCUGUCCUUAAUCCUAACAAGUGGUAUCAGAGCCAUAUUAAGGACAUUGAGAGGAGUCUACAGAAGUGUGAAGACCCUUCUAGACCCACCAUGGCCUGUGGGUGUGCCUAAGUGGUGUUCUAAAGGUUGGAUGUGUCUUCCGCUAAGGGGAAACUCUGCCGAAAUUUCGUGGACGCCGAUACUUGUGAAAAUAUCGAGGGAGCUGAGUGUGGACAGCAAAGGGGAGCUGAAAUUCGUCAUUUCUCAAGGAGAAGAUGAAUGAGAGAGGAGGAGAUGCUAAUGGAAGAGGAGCUGAGAUGUUCGAGCACAUCAAGGAUCUUGUGGAAGCGGAUGAUUCGGGUCCAAGGGCGUGGAAACUACUACGUGAUGUGGUUCAGCCCAACACUCUCCUGAUGGUGAUCGUGCUCGAGAAGGAACUUGCUGCCAUCUCCAUGCAACCAGGGGACGAUGUGAAGCCGGUCCUUGACAAGAUCAAGGACACCUAUGCAAGGAUGGCAGCAGCGGGCAGCAGUGUAUCUCAGCUGCAGCAGUGCACCAAGAUCAUCUCGGUGUUGGACAACUCUUGGGACAACCUCAUCCCCACCCUCAACUCUCAACAAGAUCAAUGGACACCUGAGUGGCUAAGGCAGCAGAUUCUGCAGGAGGACUUCCGCAGACGCCAUAGCAAGGGGGAGGUGGCAGCGGCUGUCCUUAAGGAGUGGAUGCCUAGAGCUCAGAGGGAAUGCGGAUACAAGGUGAAGGUGAUCCGUAGUGACAAUGGUGGGGAGUUCAUUGGAGCUGAUUUUGAGGGGGAGUUGAAGAGGAAGGGGAUCCAGCAUCAACUGACAGUGCCCUACAACCCGCAGCAGAAUGGCGUGGCUGAGAGGUUCAACAGGACCCUGCAGGAGGGGGCACGCACUCUUCUUGGGCGUGCAGGGCUGCCUGAUCCAUUUUGGGUGUCUGCACUGAGGCAGGUCGCCCUUGUGAAGAACAGGGUGCUGGCUACAGUUGGAGAUAAGGAGUGGAUCCCAUAUGUCAAGUGGUAUGGGAGUGCUCCAGCUGUGAACAUGCUGAGGGCAUUUGGGUGCAUGGUGGUGUUUGAUGUGCCUAAGGAGAAAAGGGGGAAGUUGGAGGCUUCUGGAAGAUGGGGUGUGCACUUGGGGAUUGCAAAGGAUCACAAGGGUUGGCUGCUAUGGGACUUGACCACCCAGAAGCUGACAGUGUCAAGGGAUGUGAAGUUUCUGGAGUCCCUGUACUACAAGGAAUGGAAGCAGCAGCAACAGAAGCUUCCAUCUACACCGCUCAUUGUGGAGGCAGACGAGGUGCAGCAGCCUUCAAGACAGGUGGAGGUUGCAGUGUCAGAGGAGGAGAUGUCUGGGGUGACUGAGGAAGGGGGAGCAGCUGAAGUAGAGCAGCAGCAGCAGCAGCAGCAUGAGUCUCCAUCUCGAGUUCCACACCCGCCUGAGCGACCUAGGAGGGAUGUGCGCCCUCCGGGACAAAGGUCAAAGUUGAGGUUCCUAUAGGGAGGGAAUCUUUGUGCUUAUGGGGUUUCCUUGGUUGGGGACUCUCUUGGGACCUUUCCUCUCAUCCCUCUCUUCUAUCCCAACCUUUCUCUUGCUCCUCUAAAUUCCUUGUGAGAUUCUUGAACUUUGAUUGAACCUUUGAGAUUGACGUCGCGAAUACUUCAUCAAUCAACGUGAUUCAAAUUGGGAACGGUAGCUGAGAUCAAGAGCUACAACAUAUCCAAGUUUCGCGACAUUCCAACCGCUAGUGUUUUGUCGACGUCGUUUCUUGUGAAGACGACUUUUCUGUCCAGAAUUUCGGAUUUAUAUUU